AUGAGUGCUGCAGAUAAAAUUAUACAGCUUUUGACGGAUAAAGCGUCUCAAAAGCUAUCGAAUUAUUCGCCCAACCCGGCCGUUCAUGAAGAAGAAGUCGCCACUCAUUUGUUGAGAAUUCUAGAAUCAAUCUUAACCAGUGAUUCUUACACCCAUGAAUAUGAAACUACGCUCGAUCACUCGACUCUUGACUCGGAAUUCGAUGAAUGUGAAGCGGAUUCGGAUAGUUUUUAUCAAGAUUUCGACUACGAAGAGGAAGAUACAAUGCCCAAAGUUUUCGAGAACUUUACUCUUUCUUAUGUGAAACGGGCUUUGGGAUUUUAUGAUGCUAUCAAUCCUACAACAGAAGAUAAUGUUUUAAAUACUGAUCAAUCGGGUCUGGAACUUGAGAUACAUUCUGGUCGCAUUCUCAGCUAUCACGGCGAAAAAACGACGCUUUCAACGGUUCGUUCUGAAAAUGCUACUACUCACAGUUACACUGUACAACCGAUGAUCAGCUUGAGUGGUAAAGUGAUUGGACCGGUUUUCUUAUGUCUCAAAGAACCAGAUGGGCGAAUGAGUGAUAAUAUUAAAAGUAAUCUUUUUAAAGCCGAUAAUGUCGUAGUAACGUGUAGUGCCUCAGGCAAGCUCACGACCUCGUUGGUCAAGUAUUGGCGUGACAACGUGUUCAUUACCUCAAUCGCCAAUUCAUCUCGAACCCUUCUACUCUCUGACAGUUGGCUUGGUCAAGGGGAUGGAAAGGGUAUUUAUGAGAUGAUAAAGGAUUGUAAACGAAUGGUAGUUCCACCAAAGACAACGGCUAAAAUCCAACCUCUUGAUGCUUUUUUAAUCACGAAUACAAAGUUAUUGAUCGACGUGUUUACGAUAGAGUCAUUCUCGAUGAUAUUGAUAUCCAAAUGGCUCAACGCAACAACAUCACCAGGCUCCAUUCGCUUAUUCACAAUCAAAUCUUGA
Messenger RNA from Adineta ricciae, 954 nucleotides. Lineage: Eukaryota; Metazoa; Rotifera; Eurotatoria; Adinetida; Adinetidae. The record is from the annotation of a GenBank genome assembly.